Messenger RNA from Lichtheimia ornata, 447 nucleotides. RefSeq lists its product as uncharacterized. The coding region runs from base 1 to 447 and encodes 148 amino acids. Lineage: Eukaryota; Fungi; Mucoromycota; Mucoromycetes; Mucorales; Lichtheimiaceae. The record is from RefSeq and is a predicted model, not a curated record. The transcript has 2 exons.
AUGUCGUCCACAGAAUACGGAUCCGUGCCUCGAAGUGAUGAAGAAGCUCACACCGUGGAACAAACCCGCUGGCAAAAAUGCCGAAGCCAUCUUGGCAAGCAUGGCCAUCGUAUUUUCAUUGCUUGGUUCAUUAUCAUUUUGGUGGCUGCUGUUUUGACCUUGUCUUUCCACUUUUCCUUGAUUCCUUCCCAUCAUGAACAACCCGCUGAGGGUGAUGAUGAUUUGGUGAACAUGCAAUGCACAUCCGAUCGUAGCUGGCUUUUGACUUUACUUCUUUCCAUCUUCUUUGGUUGCUUCGGUGUGGAUCGUUUCUAUCUCGGUUACAUCUUUUUGGGUAUUCUUAAAUUGAUCACUGCUGGUUUGGGUGGUAUCUGGUGGGUCGUGGAUAUCAUUCUCAUUGCUCUUAAUGUCCUCACCGAUCAUCCCAACGGAUGCCAUCUCCAUUAA